UUAAGCAACACCCGACGGAUACACGACAGAAGACGAGGAGGGAUGGACCUCUUUUUUCUCUCUUUAACGUUCUCAUUUUCUCCGUUUAUUAUUUUUUGACUUUUUUAUUUUAUUUAUUUAUUUAUUUUUUUUUGCCUUCACCACCUGUAGCUGAGUGAGGAUAUUCCUUUGCGAUAUAUAUAAAAUACAAAAAAAUACAAAAAAACAUCGAAAGGAGAAAGGGGCUAAAGCAUGGCGAGGAAGGAAUUUGUACUCACAUAGCAGACAAGUCAUCUGUCGGGGAGCUCGCCAUUUCUCUCUCGUCGGUCAUAUUCCUGUGGAGGAAGAAGAGGAAGAGGCGGCCAUGGGCAAGGAGGAGUGUAAAACUAUGCUCGACGCGCUGAACAAAGUGACGGCCUGCUACCGGCACCUGGUCGUGGCGCUGGGCAGCACUUCGGACUCGCAGAACUUGCGGGAGGAGCUGAAGAGGACCCGCAAGAAGGCGCAGGAGCUGGCCGCGGCCAACCGGACUAAGCUCACCUCGCUGCUGAAGGACAAGAGCCUCAGCAAGGAGGACCGCGCCGAGUACGAGCGCCUGUGGGUGCUCUUCUCCAGCAGCAUGGACCUGCUGGAGGUGGACAUGAAGCGCUCGCUGGAGAUAGGCCAGGACUUCCCGCUCAAAGUGCCCACGCGGCACCUCAUCCAGACGGGCAUGACGGGCAGCACCGGGCCGGUGGCGGCGCGCGCCAUGAGCGUGCAGAACAUGAAGUACGAGGCCGACAGCAACAUCGACACCGCCGACCUGCGCGACCUGCAGGCGGAGAUCUGCCAGGUCAGCCAGAUGAUGGAGGAGAUGGAGAUGAAGGUGCAGGUGGCGCCGUGGGCCGUGGAAGCCAAGCAGGAGGCGGGCGCCGAGCUCAAGUCCAACAUGAGUGUGGGAAAUUCCUCCGUGGGCGUCAUCUCCAUCUGCGAGGAGGAACCCAAGGAUGAGGACGGGGGAGGUGGCAGGGACGCCGGCUUGGCGUCCAUCUGUGCCGUGGUGGUGUUCUUUGUCAUUGUCACCGUGGCCGUGGUCCUGGGAUAUCUGGUCAUCAACAUGUCCUGAAACAGUGCACAAACCCGGUUUGACCACGACAUCAUCCAUGAUGAAGACAGAUCGUUCGUCAAAUCCCAAUGUGCUUCAAGACGGACCUCUAGGAGUUGUUCUUUAAGGCACCAGUUCACCGUAAACUGUGUUCCUUUAUCAGGGUUUUCUUGCAAACAGUGUUGAAUGUAUACAUUGCAACAUGUAUAUACAUAUACGAAUAGAGGUUUUGUACAAACAAGUCUUCUGUGUCAGAUAAUGUACAUACAAUCAAGUAUAUUUAUGAUAAUAAAACUGUGAAAUGCACAAAUAAUGUUUGAAUGUUUCUAUACAGACACAAGCACUCCUUUAGAGAUUAUCUUCCCGGUUUUAAAAGUGCCAAAAGUCAACCCUUAACUUUGUAAUCACCGCAAAGCUUCUUGCAGGUAUUUUAAGCAGAUGACGAUUAUUAAGUUGGACGUAACCACCUUAAGGUUUAACGGCGUUCAAUUUUCCAAUGGCCACUCUUUAUCUGUCGGCCUGCCUGGCUAAUGGUUUUACUUCUAAGAGUAUUUGCGUAUUCCUGGAAUAGUGGAGGACAUGUUAAGGCUGACAGCUGAGGCUUCAUAUAGAGAGAGAAAGGGUGGGGGUUGGUUGGUGUGCUAAUGCCAGUCAAGUAGUUCACUGGGACACCAAAGAUUUCAUGCAACGUCACUAAAAAGCAGGGGAAAAACAAGAGAGAAAGUGGUCAUUUUACAUGUGAUGCUUUUGGUUUAUCCUUUGAAAAGUGAUUUAAGAAUUGUUUCAUGCUACUCAUUCGGGUUUGGCC
This is a messenger RNA of Entelurus aequoreus (snake pipefish), 1871 nucleotides long. RefSeq names its product regulator of G-protein signaling 9-binding protein. The coding region runs from base 344 to 1084 and encodes 246 amino acids. The transcript has 2 exons. NCBI's taxonomy places the organism in Eukaryota, Metazoa, Chordata, Actinopteri, Syngnathiformes, Syngnathidae. Gene Ontology annotation, cellular component: photoreceptor outer segment; neuron projection. Gene Ontology annotation, biological process: G protein-coupled receptor signaling pathway; detection of light stimulus involved in visual perception. The record is from RefSeq and is a predicted model, not a curated record.